CGAAAAUCGACUAAUUAAUAAAAGCACACAACUUAUCUGAUAGGAAAUAUUUUUUUAAUCCAAUUAAAUUCAGCUCUUGAUUGAGAUCUAAUUAGGUCGAAUUGUUUGAAAGUCAAAAAUAAUAUUCCUGGGGGAGAAGGAAUCUUCAAGGCAGAGUCACACUGCUUAACUGGUGGAAUAUGGAUGCGGAACACAUCAAAUAUUUAAAUGAUAAAAGGACUGACAAAUUUCCACAAGUCCUACAAAAAUUCAACGAAGAGAAUGCAAACUUAUUUCAGUUCGAGAAAUUUCACAAAAAUGAUGUAUGGGUUAAUUUGUGGAAAGCCGUUUUCUCCAUUUUAAAUGAUAAUAACAUGGAACAGUAUCAUAUUGAAUGUCUGAACACCAUCCGGAUUUUAUCUCGUGAUGAGUCGAGUCUAUGUAACAAUAAUAUUGUGCCAGACGUGGGAUGCUUGCUUAAACUAGCCCACUUGGCUUUGGGCACCUCUACAAUAUCGACUGCCACCACCCCAGACACUGAUCUUUCUUUUAAUGUGGACAUUGUUGUCGAGGCUCUGAAAUGUUUGUGCAAUCUUGUUUUUCAAAACCCCGAAGUCAGGCGAGAGUGUGCACGCCAAAAUGUUGUUGAUCUUAUAUUCCAACGGCUGUCUUCGUCUUCACAAACAGAAUCUUCCAUAGAGUUUUUCGAUAUGAAACUCUUAUUUUUGAUAACUGCGUUGGACAUCACGGUAAGAAGUCGGGUUUUAAUUGAAUUGAAUGGAUUGACAUAUUUGACAGAGGUUUUGGAUGAGAAGCUAAGGAGCAUUGCUGAUUUUAGUGAUAAACAAUUUGAUAUUCUGGUCGAAUUGCUUAAGGUAAUGUUUAAUAUAACCUCCAGCACAGACAAAAGUCCCAGUGAGAAUGAAAUUCAAAGUUUACACUUGACCAGUGUAGUUCGUGAACUUCUUUUACGUUUUGGCGAGAUGAAAACCAAUCGGGAACGUUCAGUUGUUUCCCAUUCCAUUGAUCUAUUGACAAAUAUCUCCAGUAGCUGCCUUAGUGAACUUAUGAUAAAAUGUGAGGGUACAGCAGUUACGGAAGGCAAUCGUCGAAUAUAUGAAAAUCGAAAUGUUACAGCUUUAGACAGCAUUUUGCGCUAUCUUCAUUACGUAUUGGAGGACAACGAGAAGAAUUCUUCCACACACAAGGAGCUAGUGCAGCCAGUAUUAGCGAUAUUGGUGAAAUGUGUUUCGAGCAAUCCAAUAAUGAGGCACUAUGUGCGUAGUGUUAUACUACCACCUCUCAAGGACGUCUACACCAGACCCGAAGAGGGCAAUGAGUUGAGAAACUACUUGUGUCGCCUUCAAGCCACUCCGAAUUUGGUGGUGAGAAAUCUAACGUACGAACUGCUACUGUUGUGUUGCAAGAAGAGCCAAGGUCGUCUCAUAAAAUAUUUUGGUUAUGGCAAUAUGGCUGGGCUAUUCGCAAACGCUGGUCUAAUGAACGGUAGAAAAGCUGAAAAUCUAGAAUUUUCCUCAGAUAGUGAGAACAGCGAUACCGAAGAAUAUAACAAAAUGGAGCACGCCAUCAAUCCUGUGGUGGGAUGUUAUACGCCUCCCGCUCCCAACCCCCUAAAGGAUAUGUCGGAGGAACAGAAGGAACACGAAGCCGAAAAAUUGGUUAAUUUAAUUGAUCAACUGGACCGUUAUGGCAUCAUAAAACCGUGCCGUAUAAAUUCCGAAGGUAAACCAGAGCCGGUUGAACAUGUUUUGCAGCUUCAAGAGGAAUUGCCACAACAACAACAACAAGUACACCAGAAAGGUAAUAAAUAGAAAUGAUUAGUCAAUGACUGAAUUUGAGCUGUACAUUGUUUCCUACUAAAUACAAUAAUUACUCAUUGUUGUGGCGAUGAUGAUAUAUACAUUUUCCAAAUAUGUAUACACGAGUGCAUGUGAUCGUUUUAAAUAAGAUUGGCUUUUGGUGUUCUCUCUGCCGACGAAGACUCUCACUCCAGCCUGAUAUAGAAAAUUAUCUAAACAAAAAAGAAAAAUACUGAUGAUAAUAAACGAAUACUAAACUAAAAUAUUAAAUAUAUAUAACGUAA
Molecule: messenger RNA, 2083 nt
Organism: Stomoxys calcitrans (stable fly)
Lineage: Eukaryota; Metazoa; Arthropoda; Insecta; Diptera; Muscidae
Gene: ric8a
Product: synembryn
Exons: 3
Coding region: 180-1811 (543 amino acids)
Biological process (GO): G protein-coupled receptor signaling pathway
Cellular component (GO): cytoplasm
Molecular function (GO): guanyl-nucleotide exchange factor activity; G-protein alpha-subunit binding
Source: RefSeq, a predicted model, not a curated record